This is a messenger RNA of Vidua chalybeata, 1808 nucleotides long. Its product is annotated as perilipin-3-like. Gene Ontology annotation, biological process: lipid storage; positive regulation of triglyceride storage. The coding region runs from base 16 to 1527 and encodes 503 amino acids. The record is from RefSeq and is a predicted model, not a curated record. Gene Ontology annotation, cellular component: cytosol; lipid droplet. The transcript has 8 exons. Lineage: Eukaryota; Metazoa; Chordata; Aves; Passeriformes; Viduidae.
GGCGGCUCCGGUCACAUGCGCUCGGGGCGGGCUCCGGGGUAUAAAGGGCGGCGGGGAGGAGCGGGGCGAGCCCGGAGCCGAACCGAGCGGAGCAGAACCGACCCCGGCCGCCAGCGCCCCACCAUGGCCACCAGCGAGCCCACGCCGGCGCAGCCCAAGGCAGAGGAGCAACAGAACAUCGGGACCCGCGUGGCCAACCUGCCCCUGGUGAGCUCUGCCUACGACAUGGUGUCCUCCGCCUACACCUGCACCAAGGAGAGCCACCCCUACGUGCGCUCCGUCUGCGAUGUUGCCGAGAAGGGCGUGAAGACGCUGACGGCGGCAGCAGUGAGCGGGGCCCAGCCCCUCCUCACCCGGCUGGAGCCCCAGAUUUCCACCGCCAAUGAAUUGGCCUGCAAAGGGCUGGACAAGCUGGAGGAGAAGCUGCCCAUCCUGCAGCAGCCCCCACAGAAGAUCAUCUCGGACACCAAACUGCUGGUGACCUCCACGGUGACAGGGGCCAGGGAUGUGCUGACCAGCACCGUGGCCGGGGCCAAGGAUGCCGUGUCCAGCACCGUGGCCGGGGCCAAAGAUGCCAUGUCCAGCACUGUGGCCGGGGCCAAAGAUGCCGUGUCCAGCACCGUGGCCGGGGCCAAAGAUGCCGUGUCCAGCUCCGUGGCCGGGGCCAAGGACGCGGUGACCAGCCGAGUGACCGGUGUGAUGGACAUGACCAAAGGGGCAGUGCAGGGUGGUGUGGAGCUGACCAGGUCUGCGGUCAGCAGCGGCGUUAGCACCGUGGGCCAGAUGGUGGCCAGCGGGGUGGGCUCCGUGCUGGGCAAGUCCGAGGAGCUGGUGGACCAUUACCUGCCCAUGACGGAUGAGGAACUGGCCAAGCUGGCCACGUCCGUGGAGGGCUUUGAGCCGGAGCAGCAGAGGCAGCAGCAGAGCUACUUCGUGCGCCUGGGCUCCCUCUCCACCAAGGUGCGGCACCGAGCGCUCCAGCACUCCCUGGCCAAACUGCAGAGCGCCCGCCAGAGCAGCCAGGACCUGCUGGCCCAGCUCCAGCGCACCCUCGACCUGGUGGAGCACCUGAAGCAGGGCAUGGACCAGAGGCUGCAGGGAGGGCAGGAGAAGCUGCAGCAGCUGUGGCUGGAGUGGAGCAAGAAGCAGCCGGGUGGUGGCAAGGACCAGGUGCCACCGGAGGCGGUGGAGUCGGGCACGCUGACCAUGCUGCAGGGCUUGAGCCAGCAGCUGCAGAGCUCCUGCCAGCCCUUGGUGUCCAGCCUGCAGGGCCUCCCCGCCACCGUGCAGGACACGGCGGGGCAGGUCCGGCACAACGUGGAGGAGCUGCGGGCAGCGCUGGCCUCUGUCACCUCCCUGCAGGACGUGACGGGGCCCGUGCUGGCCCGGGCUCGCACCCACGCCGCCAGAGCCCGGCAGCUGAUGGACGAGCUGGUGGAACACGUGGCCUUCAACACCCCCCUGACGUGGCUGGUGGGACCCUUCGCCCCCUCGGGCAAGCGCCCGGUGGAGCUGGAGAUGGAGUAGCAAUUCUGGGCUGCUUCCACCUCCUCCCGCAAAAAAGCCUCGUUAGGAGCCUUUGCUAAACCCCCCCAGCCCCCCUCGCCUCUAACCUUGUGCCUGCCUCUGUGGGGACCCUCCUGCCUGCCCCAGCUCUGUCCCUUGUCCCCUUGCUGGGGACCUGCAGUUACGUGCCUUGGCUGCCCCAAGUGCCUGUUGGGGGUCCCCCAUGUCCUCGGUGCCUUCAAACCCCCACCCUUGUAGGGCCAAAACAGCACAAGAAACAAUAAACUGCGGUUAGUUUUGCA